Penicillium canariense is the source of this 375-nucleotide messenger RNA. RefSeq lists its product as uncharacterized. The transcript has 2 exons. The coding region runs from base 1 to 375 and encodes 124 amino acids. Lineage: Eukaryota; Fungi; Ascomycota; Eurotiomycetes; Eurotiales; Aspergillaceae. The record is from RefSeq and is a predicted model, not a curated record.
AUGUCCUGGGUGGCAGAUGUUCAUGCGAAGACAGGCGCGACGAUCUACAUCUUUCUGGCGCUGGCAGCCAUCGUCUUCCUGUUCCGGGGAAUCGCUGCGUGGAACGGCUUCUUUAUCCAGAAGCUGCUUAAGAAGAUGUAUGAUAGUGACCUUGCCGCUGAGACGGAGCGGCGUGUCUUCGCCGAGCAGCGCGCCCGUGAGGCCGAGCAGCGUCUCGCUCAGAUGGAGCAGUGGUGUCUCGCCCAGCUCGAGCAGCGAGCCCCCGUUUCCGGUCUUGCCCCUCGCCUCUCUUUUCCCGCCGCCGAGAUCGACCAGCCUGUCGACGCCGACCAGCCUGCCGACGUCCAGGAGCCUCUGGCCCGGCAAAUGAAGUGA